Molecule: messenger RNA, 910 nt
Organism: Fusarium verticillioides 7600
Lineage: Eukaryota; Fungi; Ascomycota; Sordariomycetes; Hypocreales; Nectriaceae
Product: 60S ribosomal protein L30
Exons: 2
Coding region: 80-376 (98 amino acids)
Cellular component (GO): cytosolic large ribosomal subunit
Molecular function (GO): RNA binding; structural constituent of ribosome
Source: RefSeq, a predicted model, not a curated record
CCAUGCAACUUUUUCUUCACACAUUCAGCUUCCAUCAACGAACGUCAAGUCAACGCCAACCCGUCGCCCAACAGUCACAAUGGCCCCCCAGAAGAAGAGCAAGAAGGAUGCCAACAGCAUCAACUCCAAGUUGGCGCUUGUUAUGAAGUCCGGAAAGGUCACUCUUGGCUACAAGUCUACCCUCAAGAGUCUCCGAUCCGGCAAGGCCAAGCUCAUCAUCAUUGCUGGCAACACUCCUCCUCUCCGCAAGUCUGAGCUCGAGUACUACAGCAUGCUGUCCAAGGCCCCCAUCCACCACUUCUCUGGAAACAACGUAAGUCCCAAAUCGCUAUGUCUCUUUACAAAUACCAUCAUGCUGCGGGAAACUGCAACAUGAUCCUUCUCGGAAAUGUUGGCUUGCUUGACAACAUUUCUUUGGUCCCAAGAAUUUGAGUUCUUGUGGCCUACCCAGAGAAGAAGUCAUCCGACUUUGGAGGGUUCAUAGGCUUACAUGUCCACCUAUAGAUUGAGCUCGGUACCGCCUGCGGUAAGCUCUUCCGUUGCUCCACCAUGGCCAUCCUCGACGCUGGUGACUCCGACAUUCUUAGCGACCAGCAGGCUUAAAUGUCUUGGCUGAUAGAGAAUGCAUUUUAUGGCGUUUGGGGUAAAAUGGGUCUAGGGCAUUUGAAGAUAUACCAAUCUGAGUAAUGAAAAAGCGAAAACUCUUGUUGAGAACAUGCGAUGCAAGAAAGCUGGCAGUUCUCCCCUUGACCUAUGUGUCUUGGGCUUCGUUGGACUGGUAUCGAUUACCAGUUCAAGCCAAUAAAAAAUAAAGCUCAUGCAUUGUUCCCCGCCAAUAUCUGUCUUGUCCCUGUGAUAGUAACAUUAGUCGUCAUGCAAAUGGAUCUGUUAAUGCCGCGUUCAGCGUUGC